UUCCAAUUUUUAAUAUAUAGUGCCUCUUUCAAUUUUCUCACCAACCCCCAAAAUCCUUCUUUGUUUAAUCUUUCCUAACCUUCAAUUCUUGCGGGUUGCUUAUUCAACGCAUUCUUUCCCACCAAACUCACCCUUUGUUGAUACGUACAACGUUUCCAAGUUCCAACCAUGUUGCUUAACACAACUCCUUUCACAAUUUUCCAUGCCACAACCCAUUGAUGAUCAGUUUGUGACACUUUAUUUUCCCUACAAUGGCUUCUUUGUAUUCAGCACCACCCCUCUUGCGUUUUUCCUCCAGGAGGUCUUCAUCUUUGGCACCCGAUUUGAGUUUGGUCAAUUUGAGGAAAUCCCAUUUAAGAUUUGAGUCCAAAAUCUCACCAAUAAAAUUGCAAUGGAAAAGUAUAGAAGGGAAGUGGCAGAGAAAGAGAAAGAUACAAUGGGGUGUGAGGUGCACUGCAGAUGGCAUAGAUGGUGGAAUGUUUUUGGGUGGCAGAAAAGAAGGUGCAGGUGUUAGCAUCCCAGAGAGGUUGAAGGUGGUGUCUUUGAUUGCAUGUGUUAUGUGUCUGUGUAAUGCUGAUCGUGUGGUUAUGUCUGUGGCUAUUGUUCCUCUUGCUGCCAAACAUGGCUGGUCCAAUUCUUUUCUUGGCAUUGUUCAGUCAUCAUUCCUGUGGGGUUACAUAUUCUCUUCAGUGAUUGGAGGAGCUUUGGUAGAUAGAUAUGGAGGGAAGAGGGUGUUGGCCUGUGGUGUAUUUAUGUGGUCUUUGGCAACUAUUCUCACACCUUUGGCAGCCAACCACUCCACAGUGAGCUUGUUGGCCAUUCGUGCUUUCUUUGGAUUAGCUGAAGGAGUGGCCUUUCCAUCUAUGAGCACUCUCUUAUCAAGGUGGUUUCCAACUAAUGAGAGGGCAAGUGCACUUGGAAUGUCAAUGGCUGGAUUUCAUCUAGGCAAUGUCAUAGGCUUGUUGCUAACACCAAUUAUGCUGUCCACUAUGGGAAUUUCGGGUCCUUUCAUCUUAUUUUCAUCCCUUGGAUUGCUCUGGGUGAUAACAUGGGCAUAUCGAGUUACAGAUGAUCCUACGGAAAGUAAUUUUAUCAGCAGAUUAGAACAAAGGUUAAUCCAAGCUGGGAAAACUGGUUCUCCAAAGAAAAGUAACAAGUUUCCUCCCAUACGCCUUCUGUUAUCAAAAUUACCGUCAUGGGCUAUAAUAUUUGCCAAUGCAACUAAUAACUGGGGGUACUUUGUUCUCCUGUCAUGGAUGCCGGUUUAUUUCAAAAGCGUAUAUAAUGUUAACUUGAAGCAAGCAGCUUGGUUUAGCGCGGUUCCGUGGGCCACAAUGGCUAUGUCAGGUUAUCUAGCCGGUGUUGCAUCAGACUUCUUAAUCAAUGCAGGGUACCCUACAAUAUUUGUCCGGAAGUUCAUGCAGACAAUUGGAUUCAUCGGGCCGGCAGUGACCUUGCUCUGCUUGAAUUAUGCCAAUACACCUGCUGUUGCUGCUACACUCAUGACUAUUGCCUUGAGCCUGAGUUCUUUCAGCCAGGCUGGCUUUAUGCUCAACAUACAAGAUAUUGCUCCUCAGUAUGCAGGAAUUCUACAUGGAAUCUCAAAUUGUGCUGGAACUAUAGCAGCUAUCAUAAGCACAAUUGGAACUGGUUAUUUUGUACAGUGGCUGGGAUCAUUUCAGGCAUUCUUGACUAUAACAGCUUGUCUGUAUUUUGUGACAACCAUUUUUUGGAAUCUUUUUGCUACAAGCGAGCAAAUUUUGUGAUCUUUUCCCUUCGAAAAAUUCCUCAAACCUUGCGUUUCAUAAAGGCGCUAUCAAAAGCAAGGGAAAUUAUGAAUUUUAAAUUAGUUGUCUUAUACAAGAAAUGAAUGAAAAACUAUUUUUUCUUCUUGUUUCUUGCAUAAACGGAAAUUGCAAUAAUUUAAGCCUGUGAUGUAUAUAA
Molecule: messenger RNA, 1944 nt
Organism: Glycine soja
Lineage: Eukaryota; Viridiplantae; Streptophyta; Magnoliopsida; Fabales; Fabaceae
Product: probable anion transporter 3, chloroplastic
Exons: 8
Coding region: 252-1766 (504 amino acids)
Biological process (GO): transmembrane transport
Cellular component (GO): plastid
Molecular function (GO): phosphate transmembrane transporter activity
Source: RefSeq, a predicted model, not a curated record